AUGUCAUUUGACAUUCAGAUGGACAUUGCGUGGUUUCGUCAGUUCUUCGAUUCUGGCACAGGCGUUAAGAUUGUCCCGCCCACAUACGACGAGUCGACUCCAGUUGUCGUCGCGACUCUUUCGAAUGCUGUUGCGGGCUCACUCUUCGGUGUCACCAAGAUAAAAAAUGGCAACCGUUACUCAACCUUUCAUCUUGAGAGGAUGGUCGUCAUUAUUUAUCCAGAAGAGCGGCGUGCAGAGGUUUGGGUUACUGUGUAG
Molecule: messenger RNA, 258 nt
Organism: Peniophora sp. CBMAI 1063
Lineage: Eukaryota; Fungi; Basidiomycota; Agaricomycetes; Russulales; Peniophoraceae
Source: the annotation of a GenBank genome assembly